Messenger RNA from Elephantulus edwardii (Cape elephant shrew), 2526 nucleotides. RefSeq names its product signal transducer and activator of transcription 6, interleukin-4 induced (gene STAT6). The record is from RefSeq and is a predicted model, not a curated record. Lineage: Eukaryota; Metazoa; Chordata; Mammalia; Macroscelidea; Macroscelididae. Gene Ontology annotation, molecular function: DNA-binding transcription factor activity, RNA polymerase II-specific; RNA polymerase II cis-regulatory region sequence-specific DNA binding. Gene Ontology annotation, biological process: cytokine-mediated signaling pathway; cell surface receptor signaling pathway via JAK-STAT; regulation of cell population proliferation. The coding region runs from base 1 to 2526 and encodes 841 amino acids. The transcript has 21 exons.
AUGUCUUUGUGGGGUCUGGUCUCCAAGAUGCCCCCAGAAAAACUGCAGCGAAUCUACAUGGACUUUCCCCAACACCUGCGGCACCUCCUGGGUGACUGGCUGGAAAACCAACCCUGGGAGUUCCUGAUCGGCUCAGAUGCUUUCUGCUGCAACAUGGCCAGCGCCCUACUCUCAGCCACGGUCCAGCGGCUUCAGACCACAGCGGGAGAGCAGGGGGAGGGGACCAACGUCUUGCAACAUAUCAACACCCUAGAGAAUAUAUACCAGAGGGAUCCACUGAAGUUGGUGGCCACUUUCAGACAAAUACUUCAUGGGGAGAAAAAAGCUGUUAUGGAACAGUUCCACCACCUGCCAAUGUCUUUCCACUGGAAACAGGAAGAACUCAAGUUUAACACAGUUCUGCAGAAGCUGCAGCAUCGAGUGGGGGAGACCCAAAUUCUCCGAGAAGACCUGAAGCAGGGGGCUGAGGCUGGCCAAGUGUCUCUGCAGAACUUGAUAGAAACUCCUGCCAAUGGGACUGUACAAAGAGAGGCCCUGGCAAGACUGCUGCAGGAGUCUGUGGCAGAACUGGAGGCAGCCCAGGCCCUGGUGUUGAAGAGGAUCCAGAUUUGGAAACGGCAGCAGCAGUUGGCGGGGAAUGGUGCACCCUUUGAGGAGAGUCUGGCUCCGCUCCAAGAGAGGUGUGAGAACCUGGUGGACAUUUAUUCCCAGCUGCAGCAGGAGGUGGCAGCCGCUGGUGUGGAGCUUGAACCCAAGACCCAGGCAUCACUGAUGAGCCGGCUGGAUAAAGUCCUUCGAACCCUCGUCACCAACUCUUUUCUGGUGGAGAAGCAACCCCCUCAGGUUCUAAAGACUCAGACCAAGUUCCAGGCUGGGGUCUGGUUUCUUCUGGGCCUGCGGUUCUUGGGAGCCCCAGCCAAGCCCCCGCUGGUCAGGGCUGACAUGGUGACUGAGAAGCAGGCAAGGGAGCUGAGUGUGCCCCAAGGGCCCAACACUGGAGUAGAAAGCAGCGGGGAGAUCAUCAACAAUGUGGUGCCGCUGGAGAACAGCAUUCCUGGGAACUGCUGCUCUGCUGUGUUCAAGAACCUGCUUCUGAAGAAAAUUAAGCGAUGUGAGCGGAAGGGCACAGAGUCAGUCACGGAGGAGAAGUGUGCUGUGCUUUUUUCCACCAGCUUCACACUGGGACCCAACAAACUUCCCAUCCAGCUCCAGGCCCUGUCUCUGCCCCUGGUGGUCAUCGUCCAUGGCAACCAAGACAACAAUGCCAAAGCCACCAUCCUGUGGGACAAUGCUUUCUCUGAGAUGGAGCGAGUGCCAUUUGUGGUGGCUGAGCGGGUGCCCUGGGAAAAGAUGUGUGAGACUCUGAACCUCAAGUUUAUGGCCGAGGUGGGGACCAAUAGAGGACUGCUCCCAGAGCACUUCCUCUUCUUGGCCCAGAAGAUCUUCAAUGACCACAGCCUCAGCAUAGAGGCCUUCCAGCACCGUUCUGUGUCCUGGUCACAGUUCAAUAAGGAGAUCCUGCUGGGUCGGGGAUUCACCUUUUGGCAGUGGUUCGAUGGUGUCCUAGACCUCACCAAACGCUGUCUCCGGAGCUACUGGUCAGACAGGCUGAUCAUUGGCUUCAUCAGCAAACAGUACGUUACUAACCUUCUUGCCAGUGAGCCUGAUGGGACCUUCCUCCUUCGCUUCAGUGACUCAGAGAUUGGGGGCAUUACCAUUGCCCAUGUCAUCCGGGGCCAGGAUGGCUCUUCACAGAUAGAGAACAUCCAGCCAUUUUCAGCCAAGGACUUGUCUAUCCGUUCACUAGGGGACCGAAUCCGGGACCUUGCUCAGCUCAAAAAUCUCUACCCCAAGAAGCCCAAAGAUGAAGCCUUCCGGAGUCACUACAAGCCUGAACAAAUGGGCAAGGACGGCAGGGGUUACGUCCCAGCGACCAUCAAGAUGACUGUGGAAAGGGAUCAACCGCUUCCUACCCUGGAGCCCCAAAUGCUUGCUAUGACGCCCACUUACGAUCUUAGAAUGGCUCCUGAUUCUUCCAUGAGCAUGCAGCAUGGAUCAGAAAUUGUGCCCCCAGUAUACUCUUCGCACUCUCACCCCAUCCCAUAUCAAGCCCUCUCCCCAGAACAGGUGGAUGUGGUGUCAACCUUCCAUGAAGUUCACAUGUCGAUGCCCUCCACCCUGACCCAGAUGAGCCUCCCCUUCAACCAACCCCAGGGCCUGCUGCCAUGCCAGCCCCAGGAGCAUGCUGUGCCCACCUCUGAGGCCAUGAUCAGCACAGAUGUGACUAUGGAAGAGAACUGCAUGAGCCUGCCUGUGACAAGGUUCCCUCCGGACGCCUGGGAUGAUGGAAACAUAUUCCCUCCCCUGCUGCCUCCCACUGAACAGGACCUCACCAACCUGCUCCAGGAGGGUCAAAGGGAAUCCACUGGGGGCCCUUUGGGAUCCCAGCCUCUCCUGCAGCCCUCUCCCUAUGAAUCUGGGAUCCCAAUGCCCCACUUGGACCUAAGGGCCAACCCCAGUUGGUGA